AUGCUGGCGUUUAUGCUUGGGAACGUGAACGACGAGGGCUCGCUGGAGGAGGAGUACAUGGAUGAGGUCGGUAUUAGAUUUGAGGCGAGGUCAGGGGCCGGGCAAGCUGGUGAUGAUGAUGAUGACGACUAUGACCGGAAAGCUGAUGACGCAGAGGACUACGAGGAUAUAGACGAGGUGUUUGAGGAGGACGAUGCUGGCGCUGGCAGCAGCGGUGCCGCGGCUGCUGCUGGUGCGGCUGGUGCUGCUGGUGGGAAUGCAGGUGGUGGCGGCGAUGCUGGUGGAAGUGGGUUUGAGUAUGCUGCUGGGCUGGAAGGGGUUGGUGCUGGUGAUGCAGGGGAGGAGGAGGAUUAUGACCUGGAGGAGGAGGAGAUGGAGGGGGAGGAGGAGGAGAGGGAGGAGGAAGCGGAGGAGGCAGCGGGACAGGGCGCAGGGAAAGGGGGGUUUGAGGAUGGGAACAUGGGUGCAGUUGGAGGGGGAGAGGCUGCAAUCGAGGGGGGUGCGGAGCAGGAGGAGGAAGAGGAAGAGGUGGACGAGGGAGAAGGGGAAGAGGAAGACGAGGAGGGCGAGGAGGAAGAGGAAUUGGAGGAGGAGGAGGAGGGGAGGGAGGAGGAUGAGGAGGAAAAACGGGAGGAGGUGACAGGGUUGGAAUUGGAGUUUGGGGAUAUGGGGAAUGUGGAGAUUGGGGCAGAAGAGGGAAUAGAAGGGCAAGAGGAGGAAGAGGAGGAAGAGGAUGAGGAGGAUGAGGAAGUGGUGCCAACUACCCCAGGCGAAUUGGGGUUCACAGAGGACGAAGAAGAGGAGGAGGACGAGGAGGAAGAGGGGGAGGAGGAAGCGGAAGGUGCAGCAGAGCAGGAUGAGGAUGACGGUGAGGAGGAUGAGGAGGUGAAGGGGGACGAGGAUGGGGAGGAGGAGGAAGACGAAGAAGAGGACGAGGAAGGAGGGGAAGAGGAAGAGGAAGGAGGGGAAGGAGAGGAUGAUGGAAAUAUGGACGAGGAGGAAGGGUAUGGUUUGGACCAGGGGUUGGGUGAAGAGGAGGAAGGAGAGGGGGUCACACAGGAAUUGGAUGAAGGGUUGGAUGAACAUGAGGAGGACGAGGAGGAGGAGAAAGGGGAUGAAGAGGAGGAAGAAGAGGAGGAGCACGAAGAGGAGGAAGAAGAGGAGGGGGGUGAAGAGGAGGAGGAGGAGGAGGAGGAAGAGGAAGGCAAAGAAGUUGAAGAAGGAGAUAAUGAGGUAGGGGGAGAUAGGGGGGAGGACGAUGGAGGUAUUGGUCAAGAGGAAGAGGAGGAUGAGGAAGAGGAUGCAGACGAGGAAGGGGAAGAGGAGGCAGAAGGGGAUGGAGGGGAAGAAGAGGAGGCAGAGGAGGGAGGGGAGGAAGAGGAGGCAGAGGAGGAAGAAGGGGCGGAGGAGGAAGCUGAGGAGGAGGGAGGGGAGGAAGAGGACGGAGAAGGGGAGGGUGAGGGAGAUGGUGAGGGAGAGGGUGUGGGAGAAGGUGUGGGAGAAGAGUCUAGGAAGGAGGGAGAUGAGGAGGAGGAGGAGAACGAGGGAGCAGAGGAGCAGGAGGACGAUUUGGAGGCGGACUUAGAAGCAGCGUUGGAGGAAGCAAUGGAUGAAGGGGAGGGGGGUUUGGAUGAGGGGGAGGGGGGCUUGGAUGAGGGGGAAGAGGGAGGCCAGGGGGAGGAAGGGGCGGGGGAGGACGACGAGGAGGCUGAGGAGGAGAAAGAGAGUGCUGAAGGCGGUGCUGCGGCAGAUGGGGAGGCGGUUCUGGGAGGAGCUGGAAGUGGUGAGUGGGAAGCUGGGAAGCCGGUACUAGAGAGUGAGAAAGGAAGACAGGGAGAGGAACAGGAGGGAGUGAGGGGCGAGGAGGAGGGAGGAGGUGGUGCAGGAGAAGCAGACGGCCUGGCUGGUGACGGGAGGGAGGAUGAGGAGAUGAGAGAACAGGAGGAUGAGGCUGGAGGGGAGGGGGGAGGCGUGGAGAGGGGGAAAGAGGGUGGGGUGGAGGGGGAGGGUGGAAAGGAGGGCAGGGAUGCUGGUGCUCGUGACACUGACAAGAUGGAUUGGGCGGGGCAAGAUGAGGGGGAAGGUCUAGGAGACGAGGAGGGGCUGGAGGGAGGGAUGGGAGAGGAGGAGGGAGAGGAGGACGGGGAGGGGAGGGGAGGGGAGGAGGAGGUGAAGCGGAGGAGUGAGUUGCCAGUGCUGUUCAAGGAAGGGGGCAAGGACGUGCUGCGCUUUUCAGACAUCUUUGGCAUCAAAGGCUCCUUCUGGUCGCUCGUUGUGCAGAGAGGCUCCCGCCCCAAGAGGCACCGGGCACCGCCUCGCUUGCUUGCUACCUGCGAUCCAGGGCAAGAGGAUGACGAGGUGCUUCUUCGAUCUGCACCGUCGCCUAAACGAACGGCUGAGAUGAUGCGAGAGCGAGCUGUUGCUCUUGAGAAAGAGCUACAAUAUCAAGAGAUGCUGGAGAGGGAAGAGGAGGAAGAGGAGGAAGAGGAAGAGGAGGAAGAGGAAGAGGAGGAAGAAGAGGAGGAGGAUGACGACGAGGAAGAGGAAGAAACAGAGGAAGAGGAAGAGCUAGAAGAAGAGGAAGAAGAAGAGGAAGAGGACGCGGAGGACGAGGAGGAAAAAGAGGGAGUAAAAUUCAGGGAAGGAGAGGCGAUUGAAAGUCAGAUGAAAGAAGAGGUGAAACCAGCAGCAAGGGAGGAGGAGAAGGAGGAGGGGUUGGAGGAAGAGGCGGAUCGGGCCAUAAUAGGAAGAGCUAGGAUAGAGGAGGGCCGAGAAUGGAAGAAGGAGGGAAUGGAUGAAAUAGAGAGGGAACACGGGUUGAUGAAAGAGGGAAGCGAGGGCGAGGGUGCGGGGGCUGCGGGAGAGGAGAGGGCUAGAGUUGAGGAAAAGGGGAGUGCUGGAGAGGAGGAUGAAAGGGACGGACAGGAGAAGGGGCACGAUGGAAGUGAGGAGGGAGAGAAAGAUGGGAGUGCGGACAUGGGGAGAGAGAAAAAUGAAGAUGUGGAGAAGGGAGAGAAAGAUGGGAAUAUGGACAAGGGAGGGUCCGAUGAGAAGGAUCAAGGGCUGAAGGAAGAAGGCUUGAGAGGUGAUGCUGAGGUGGUAAUGGAAGGGGACAGGGCAAGGGUUGAGGAAAAGAGGAAUGGUGGAGAGGAGGAUAGUUGGGAGAAGGAAAGGGUUGAGGAGAAUAGUGAUAGGGAAGAGGAGCCUCGAACCACUCUUGAGAUGCCUUCAAGCACUCUGGAGGGCGAGCCUAGAAGGCUAGAGGGCAGCGUCCCAGAGAAUGGAACCAGGAAUGAGGGAGUGAGUGAGGGAAAGAGUGAGGGAGGGAGUGAGGGGAGGAGUGCGGGUAUGGUGGAUGUGAAGAAGGAUGAGCGGGUCGAGGAUGAGGAGGAAAGAGGAGGUGGGAGGGAGGACGAGGAGGCGAAAAUAGGGGAAGGAGACGGGGCAGGAGGGGCAAGUGCUGAAGGGGCGAAUGCAGCAGUGGAAAACGGAGGAAAAUCAGGAGGGGAGGUAGGAGGGGAGGCAGGAGGUGGAGUGAAGCAGGUGGUUGGAGAGGGUAUUGAGACGCAGGAGAUGGAAGUGGAGCGAGCAGAGGUGGGGCAGGGUGACGUGGGGGAGGUGGGGACUGGGCAGGGUGACAGAGGGGAGCUGGGGUCUGGGCGAGGUGACACAGGAGAGGUGGGGACUGGGCAGGUUGACACAGGGGCAGGGGCAGCGGUGGGGGCUGGAGAGCAGGAUAUGGGGGUUAGCAAGGGCACGGAGAUUGGGGUUGAAAGCGGCAAUAUGGAGGUUGAGAAGUCAAAUGAGUCUUCUCAAAGCCCUAUUAGGGCUGGAAAGGACAAGGAGAAACUAGAGGAGAAGGAUGUUAGAAGGGCUGGUAGGAUUGGUGGUGGGGAUGGUGAGGGAGAGACUACAGGCAUGGAGCAAUCUGAAGGGUUAGGGGUGGAGCAGAGGGAAGGAGAGGGGCUAGCAUUGAAGGACUGUCAGGGGUUGCGUGGUGCUGCAGGGGAAGCUGUUUCUGAGGUGCGUCAACCGGGGCCUGAGGGGGUGGGACUGAGGGAAGGAGAGGAGGGCGUGGUAGGGAGGAAAGGAGAGGGGUCACCGGUUUCAGGGGGGCUAGAUGGUGCAGUAGAAGGGUUGCAAGGUGCAGGUGAAGGGUCACUAAUUGCAGCAGGCGGAGCAGAGGCUGUGAGAAAAGAAGAGGAGUCACAAGUUGUGGAGGGGUUGGAUGGUGGUGAGCUGGAAGGGUUGCAAGGUGCAGGUGAAGGGUCACUAAUUGCAGCAGGCGGAGCAGAGGCUGUGAGAAAAGAAGAGGAGUCACAAGUUGUGGAGGGGUUGGAUGGUGGUGAGCUGGAAGGGUUGCAAGGUGCAGGUGAAGGGUCACUAAUUGCAGCAGGCGGAGCAGAGGCUGUGAGAAAAGAAGAGGAGUCACAAGUUGUGGAGGGGUUGGAUGGUGGUGAGCUGGAAGGGUUGCAAGGUGCAGGUGAAGGGUCACUAAUUGCAGCAGGCGAAGCGAGGAGUGUGAGGGAAUGUGAGGCCCAGAAGAGGGAAGAAGCUGCGACGAGCACAAGGGGAGAGAGUGAGGAGGGAAGCGGGAAAGAGAGUGAGGAGGGGAGGGAGUGGGAGAGCGAGGAGGGGAGGGGAAAUGGGGAAGAGGAGAUGAAGAAGGUUCAAGUGCCUUUUGAGACGAGGGAACGAUCUGCUGAUUCUGAGAUGCCCCAGAAACAGUCAGCUGAAGAAGAAAGUGCGGCGGGUGGUGCUGAGGGUGGCAAUGAUGGUGAAAGGGACGGCGAACUGGGCGGCAAAGUGGGCAGCCUAGAGGGAGGUAAUGAAGAGAGCAAAGGAGAAGGGAAGGUGGCGGGGGCAGGCGAGGGUGAUGGGGGUGGUGACAGGCGAGGGAGUGGGGAUGGGCUAGGUGAUGCGAAUGGGCCUGGCAGAAGCGAUAGGCAUUUGAAUGGGCAUGAGGGCGGUCAUUCCGUUGGGAGUAGGGAUGGCGACAGGGAUGGGUUGGGGAGGGCUGUGCAGAGUGAGAUUGGGGAGGAGAAGGAGGGCGGUGGCCAGGCCAGUGGGGAGGAAGCGGGUACAGGGAGGGCAGAUGAGGAGGGUGCAUUGCGGAUGGUUACAGAGAAGAGUGGCGAGGGGACAAGUGAGGCAAGUGAGAAAGGAGAGGAAGGAGAGAAAGGAGAGGAAGGAGGGAAAGGAGAGGAAGGAGGGAAAGGAGAGGAAGGAGGGAAAGGAGAGAAUGGAGGGAAAGGAGAGGGAGAGGGGUUUGUUGGUGACAGGGCUGAGAUUAAAAUGCAAGUGGUGGGUGAGAGUGUGGAGGGAGGGAAGGGCGAUAGGACUGACGCUGGUGAUGGUGAUGGUGAUGGUGAUGGUGAUGGAGAUGGAGAAGGUACUGGGGAGAAGGAAGUGGAGGAGGGUAGGGCCAAGAAGCAAGAGCAAAGGGAAGGAGCACGAGAGGAAGAGAAGGGAGGAGAGGAAUUGGAGAGAGGAGAGGGAGGCGGUGGUGCGGAGGGGAAAGGUGGGAUGAAGCAUGGAGUGGAAGGGGGUUUGGAGCAGGACGUGAUGCCUGUGGCAAGGAAAGGCAAGCUGGGGGAUAGUGGUGAUAAAGGGGAUGCGAAUAGAGGGGAUGAUAAUAUGGGGGAUGAGAACCGAGAGGAUGAAAACAGAAUGGAUGAGAAAUUACAGGAUGGUAGUCACGAGGAUGAGGAUAAGGGGGAUGGUUUAAAGGCAGAAGGAGUGGAGGAGAGAGGAAUGGGUGAAGUAACGAAAGAGAUGGGCGAGAAGAGGGAGGAGAAGGGAGAGCAGAAGGAUGAGAAGGAGGAGAAUGAGGAGGAGGAGGAGGAGGAUAAAGGAAAGGAGAGGGAUGAGAAGGAGGAGGAGAGGCGAGAGGAGAAGGAGGAGAACAGAGAGGACAACGAAGAGAAGGGUGAGAAAAGGGAGAAGAGAGAGAAGGAGGACGAGAGGGAGGUCGGUGAACAGAUGGAGGUGGACGAACAGCCUGGGGAAGGGAGAGUGGGUAGAGAGGAGGGAAAGGAAAUGGGAGGAGAGUUGGAGGAGAGGGAAGUCGAGAAGGGGGAUAAAGAGGAGGUGGGCAAAGAUGGGGGGAAAGAAGAGGGGGAGAAAGGUGAAGGGGGGAAAGUUGAGAAGAUGGAAGUGGAAGGAGAAAACUUGGAAGGGACCAGAGCAAAUGGAGAGGAGGAGAGAGGGGAGGAGCAUGUGAAUGAGAGUGAGAGAAAGGGGAUGGAAAGGGGUGACUGUAAGGACAUGGAUGGCAGCGGUGCAAUGGAGAGGGAGACGAGAGUGAAGCAAGGUGUAGUGACAAGGAGUGGAGGCGAAGAAGGGAAGGAGGUUGUUCCUGAAGGUGAGGGAGAGAAGAGGGUGAUCGAAGCAGGGCUAGCUGAUGGGGAGGCACGCGAAGUGAAGAGGUUGGGGAUGGGAGGGGCAGGCGAAGGUGAGGGAAUGAUAUUGGUGAGACAAGGACAACAGGUGCAAGAGGGAGUGGUGGGGGGUUUGGUGGGGGAUUUGGUGGGGGGAUUGGGGGAGUUGAAGGAGGCACACGGGCAACAGGAGUGUGCGGAGGGGCCUGAGAAGAAAAGGGAGGAGGCGAUGGGAGAGGAGGGAAAGGGAGGGAAGGGGAAGGGAGAGGAAGAUGGGACGGAUGAAGCUGCAGUUGAUGGUAUACAGGUGGGGGUGGGCGGAGAGAAAAUCAAGUCUGAGGACGAUGCUGCUGAUGCCUGUACGACAAGGGAGGGCAGUGGGGAGGGCAAUGGAGAGGGCAAUGGAGAGGGAAGUGGAGAGGCGAUUGGAGAGGAGAAUGGAAAGGGGAGUGGGGACGGCAAAGGUGAGGAUGCUGCUGUGUGUGACGGUAGGGGAAAGGAGAGGGGCACAGUCGAAGGAGAAAGAGGUAGCUUGGGAGAGGGGGAGGGAGUGGAAGGGGAGAAGGAAGGGGGGAAGGAGGGGGGAGGAGUGGGAGGGGAGGGAAGAGAAGGAAGGUUGGUUGAGGAGGGAGGGUAUGGGGGAAGGGGAGGCGGGGGAGAGGAGGGGGGCGAAGAGAAGGGGAUGAGAAAGGGAGUGGUUGGGGAGGGAGGAAAGGAAGAGAUAGAAUGGCAAGAGAGAGGAGCAGGCGAAGGGGUGCAAGAGGGAGAAGGAGGACAGGGGGAGGAUGGUGAAGGGGACGUGGGAGUGGUUAAAGUGAAGGGGGCGGGUCAUGAAGACGAAGGAGACGAGGGAAGAGAAGCAGGGCGAGAGAUGGUGAUGGUGGGGGGGGGUAGUCUGAACGAAGGAGGAAAAGAGAGUGAUGAAAGAAGGCGGGAGACUGAGGGGAUGAUGGUGAGAGUUGGUCUUGAGGAACGAGGAGGAGCGAGAAGAGAAGCAAGUCGAGAAAUUGUGGCAGUAGGCACGAAAUUGGGCAAGAGAGCGGACAGAGCAAAGCUCAAGGCGGCAAAGAAGGUGCUAAAAAAGAAGGCGCUCAAAACGAGGAUGAAGAAGCGACCAAGGGGAUCCGUUGAACAUCGUUUGGACGGGCUGUUUUCUCAAGGACAGGGUCCGGAGGAGGAUGAGUUGAUACAGCUGGCAGAGUCGUUUGCAGGAGUGUUUGACAGCACACCCAGUGCUGUCUUCUCUGCUCUCAUGCAGAGCGACUGGGAGGACCAGAUUGUGUGGGGCAGCCCUGAACGCCCUGAGAGCUGGGAGGGCGAGGGUGAGGGUGAGGGACGGGAGAGAGAUGGAGUGCGGGUGAUGGGAGGAGAGGAGGAGAUGGAGGAGGAGGAUGAAGAGGACGAGGGGUUGAAGGAGGAAGGGGAUCGGGAGAGGGAGCGGAAGGGAGCGAGGCAGGGAGGUGAUGAGAGGGAAAAUGGGGCUGUGGAGGGGAAGAUGGGUAGUGAAAGGCACAUGGAGGCGGAUAAAGUGAAGUUGGAUGGCACGAGAGAGGGUGGUAUUGGAGCAGAGCAAGGCGGCAAGGAGGAAGGGACUAUUGAGAGGCUUGAUAUUUCUGGCGGGGAGGAAUCAGACGAGGAUCUAGAAUGGGAGGAUGGCGGCACAGGGGGCUCAGGUGAAGAGAAGGGUGAGAAGAGCAGUAAGGGUGGAGGGAAAAAGGGAGGUGUGCUGGUGGCGGCACGAAAGCAGCAGCCGCCAGCAGAGCUGGUGGGGCAGUAUGGGGAUGUGCUGGUGUAUGAUGAUGGCGUGGUUCUGGAGCCCAUAGGUGCGUCCUGGCCCAAGCCCAGGGCGUUCCGAGGCUGGGAGGAAGACGGAGAGGCUCGGGAAAUCCACCCGCUGCUGCUCCGGCUCGAAUGCCAGGGUCGGGCCGAAGCUAGGGCCAAGGCUAGGGGAAGGAGGAAGGUGGGAGAGGAGGGAGGAGACGGGGUUGGGAAGGGAGAGGGAGGGAGGGGUGCUGGUGCAGGUGGGGAGGGGGCAGCGGGUGUGUCUGGUGAUGCGGAAGGUGGUGGUAGGGGCGAUGGUGCUGCUGGUAGGGUUGAUGAUAUGCCUGGGGAUGAGCAUGGGCGUGUGCACGAGGCAGAGGAGGAGGAGGAAGAGGAUGAGGAGGAGGAAGAUGAGGAUCCAGGCAGGGCGGCAGUGAGAAGGCGAGUUAGGGAGGUGCUGAGGACAGCAGCCGUGCCUAGGAACACAGAGCUGGACUCUGGUGCAUGGUUGGAUGCGGUGCUGUGGGGUGAUGAGGAUGAGGAGGAGGACGAGGGCGAGGAGAGGAAGGAGGCAGCGGGGGAGGAGGAGGAAAAGGAGGGGAAGAGGAAGGGUGGCGUGGGGGAGGGGAGAGAAGGGAGUGGCACUCCAGAUGCUCCGGUUCUGCUGACGUUCUCCCAGGUGUUUCCACGGGCUUCAUGGCGCAAAAAGAAGCUCAAGCCGAAAGAGGCACCGCCCACCGCCGCGGGUGUUUCCUUGGCUCGCCCUGCUCGCCCCGCGCGCCCUGCUCCCCCGCGCAUAAUCUUUGACCUCAGCGAUCGCCGCAUGACCUUCCAGCUGGUGGGACCGGUGGGAGAAGUCACAGGGAGAGUAGGCUCUGGCGUGCGGGGCUCUGUGCUGGGGAGGGUAUCCCUGGCGGGUGUGACUGAGGCAGGUGCAUCUGGUGUAGGUGUUUCUGCGGCAGGUACGGGACCAGGUGGUGUAGUUGCAGGUGUGAGCGGCGUGGAGGAGGUUGCAGGGAGGGUGGAGGCAGGUGGAGAGGAAGUGGCAGGUGGUGCUGGGACGAUCCGUUUGAUUGACCAUGCGCUGGCUAUGAUUGUGCCAGCUCAGCCGCGCGUCGUGCCACAUCAGCAUCAGCACAUGCAGACGCUCCCGACAUCAACGCCUGUAACAAUCGGCGAAACAGCAUCCGCACUGUCACCAAGACCAGCAGCCGCCGCUGCCACCCCUGCCACCAGCACAGCCGCAGCAGCAGCAGCAGGAGCAAGUGCGUCCGAGCCCAAGAGCUCCAGCGUCCCUCCACCAACCUCCCUCUCCUCCACGCUCCCAUCCGCGCACCUGCCGCUCCCAGGCGACGCAGCAGCGGGGUGGCUGCCUCCUGAGUUCCUGGCAGAGGCAGCAGCGUGGGCGGUGGAUUUCUCGCGGGACCACCUGUACCAGAGCAGCAAGGCGGGCGUGGGGGCAGUGGGCGGGGCGGGGGGUGGAGGGAAGGCGCACGGGAAGAAGCGUGCGAGCACGAGCGUGAAGCAGGUGAGUUCCUUCCUGGCAGAGGCAGCAGCGGCAGCGGCAGCAGCAGCGGGGUGGCUGCCUCCUGAGUUCCUGGCAGAGGCAGCAGCGUGGGCAGUGGAUUUCUCGCGGGACCACCUGUACCAGAGCAGCAAGGCGGGCGUGGGGGCGGUGGGCGGGGCGAGGGGUGGAGGGAAGGCGCAUGGGAAGAAGCGUGCGAGCACGAGCGUGAAGGUGUGUGGUGUGCCUGCAGACAAUGAAGCCACGGCUCAGCAGGUGAGUUCCUUCCUGGCAGAGGCAGCAGCGGCAGCGGCAGCAGCAGCGGGGUGGCUGCCUCCUGAGUUCCUGGCAGAGGCAGCAGCGUGGGCGGUGGAUUUCUCGCGGGACCAUCUGUACCAGAGCAGCAAGGCGGGCGUGGGGGCGGUGGGCGGGGCGGGGGGUGGAGGGAAGGCGCACGGGAAGAAGCGUGUGAGCACGAGUGUGAAGGUGUACCACUCGCUGCCGGCUAUUCGCCUGCAAACGAUGAAGCCGCGACUGAGCAACAAGGACCUAUCGCGCUUCCACCGGCCCCAGGCGCUGUGGUUUGCGCACCAGAGCGAGGCAGCAGCAAGGGCGCAGGGGCGCGUGGAGGGGCAGGAGGGCAGCCUGCGGGUGAUCGUGAGGACGCUGGGGAGCAAGGCUGUGAAGCUGCACGUGGGCGCGGGGGAGAUGCUGGGUGCUUUGCGAGCUAAGACCGCCAAGAAACUAGGAGACAUGAAGGAGAGCGAGGCAGUGCGUUUUUUCUCCAACGGGCAUGAAGUGACGGCAGACAAGCCGCUGGGAGAGCAGGGAGUGAGGGGCAGCGCCAUCAUCCACGUGGUGCGCCCGCGCCUGCACCCCUGGGGGCGAGCGCACCUGAAGCUCCCAGGCGACAGCAAGCCCAAGCGCCCCCCCGGGGCCUUCCGGAAGAAGGCGGAUCUGUCGGUGAAGGAUGGUCACGUUGUGCUCAUGGAGUACUGUGAGGAGCGCCCUUUGCUCCUCAGCAACGUGGGCAUGGGCGCCCGGCUCGCCACCUACUACCGCAAGAUCUCGUCCGUCGAUUCCGGCGCAGCUGCGAUCCGGGACGUCCCUUUCUCCGGCUCGGUGAUGCCGCUCGAACCGGACGAGGAGUCCCCGUUCCUGGGCGACGUCAGGCCCGGCACGAGCCAGUCCAGCCUCGAGACGAACCUGUUCCGAGCCCCGGUGUUUCGGCAGCAUGUGCCGCACACGGACUAUCUGCUCGUACGGUCGCCGAAAGGGAAGCUGUCUAUAAGGAGGAUAGAUGGGAUGCAGGUGGUGGGGCAGCAAGAGCCGCAUUUGGAAGUUAUGAAUCCGAUCUCUAAAGCUGCCGUACUCCAUAGUAGCAACCGCCUUAUGGUUGGAGUCUGUCGGACGUUUCGGGAUUAUGACAAGGAUAAGGACGGCGGCGGGAGCGGGAGCGGCGGUGGGAAGGGAGGGGCGCAGGGGAAGGGUGGGAAGAAAGGGGGGCGGCGGGCGGUGGUGAACGCGCCUAAAGUAAGGGCGGAUGAUAUUGCUGCGCAGUUUCCCACGCUCACCGAGGGGCUUAUAAAGAAGCGGCUUAAAACGUGUGCAGAGCUGCAGAGGCUGGAGGGCGGAGAAAUGUGGUGGGUUAUGCGGAGAAACUUCCGGGUUCCUUCCGAGGAGGAGCUACGGAGAAUGGUAACCCCCGACUUGGUGUGCUGCCAUGAAAGCAUGCUGGCAGGUCUGCACCACCUUCGGCGAAUAGGAAUCCGCCACCUCACCAACGCGUCGCCGCCUCUCAGCACCGCCAUCGCCCAGCUCCUCCCGGACAACCCGAUUAAGAUGGCAGCGAGUCUGCUUAUAGAGAGGGAAUUACUGCUCACUCCCUGGAACCUUUCUCACAACUAUUUAUCGAGUAUGACCCACGGGAAAGGCGGGUUAGAGAAGCUGGAGAUAAGUGGAGCAGGGGAUCCCUCUGGGCGUGGCCUGGCGUUUUCCUUUCUCAAGAUUCAGCACAAGCAGCCAGGGGCGGAGAAGAUCAAGGUGGUGGAAAAACGGGCGGCGCAGGCUCGGGGCGGGGCGGCGGUGACAGGCACGGACGCGGACCUGCGCAGGCUCGGGAUGGAGGCGGCUCGGGAGGUGCUGUUGAAGCUAGGGGUGGCAGAUGAGCAGAUUCAGAAGAUGGGGCGAUGGCACAGAAUAGCUCUGGUUCGCAAGCUGUCUUCGGAGCAAGCGGCCGCUGCUGCAGGAAAGAGUGGUGAUUCCGUUGCUGCGCUGAAUAAGUUUGCAAGGGGGCAGCGCAUGUCGUUUUCGCAGCUGCAGCUGCAGACGCGGAGCAAGUGCCAGGAGGUGUGGGAGAAGCAGGUCAGGAGCUUGUCUGCUCUGGCGGAAGGGGAGGAGGAGGAAGAGGAGGAGCUGUUGGGGGACUUAGACUCGUUUGCGGGGGACUUGGAGAAUUUGCUGGAGGCUGAGGAGGGCGGGGAGGAGGAGAGAGAAGGGGGUGGGGCAAGGGGAGGGGGCGUGGGGGGGAUGAGGAGGAGGAGGGCUUGGGAGGUGCAGCGAGAGGAGGAGCUUGAGGAUGAGGAGGCGGAGGCUGCUGCCCUCAGGCGCAUGCUGCUGGAAGGUGGGUUGGGAAUGGUUGUAUGCGGUGACCAGGCGCAUGCUGCUCUAAGGUUGGGGGCGCUAAGUGGGGGCGCUAAGUGGGGGCGCUAA
Molecule: messenger RNA, 12357 nt
Organism: Closterium sp. Naga37s-1
Lineage: Eukaryota; Viridiplantae; Streptophyta; Zygnematophyceae; Desmidiales; Closteriaceae
Source: the annotation of a GenBank genome assembly